AUGGUGGCUGGUUCUGUGAAGGUUAGAGAAUGGAGCUACAGUUUGGAAGAACUGGUGGAGAUGGACAGGAAUGGAGAGCACAAGAGAGAAGAGUGGGUGAAGAAUCCUCCAGAGCCUCCAAGUCCAUGGAAGCAAUUAUGGGACACAGCCAAGGACACUUAUGUGCCUACUCGAUACAAUCACAAGUCUCUUUUCAAACGUAUACUUUCUCUGGUUUACCACUUCUUUCCCAUACUGCACUCUCUCAGACACUACAAUGCCUCCAAGUUUAAGAACGACCUGUUGGCUGGUCUCACUCUUGCCAGCCUCACCAUUCCCCAGAGUAUGGGAUAUGCAACUAUGGCAGAGCUUAAUCCUCAAUAUGGACUGUAUACAAGCAUUGUCCCACCUAUGUUAUUUUCCGUACUCACAAGCUCAAGGGAAAUAGUGAUCGGGCCUGUAUCCGUGGAUUCAGUGCUUCUUUCCACAAUGAUUGGAAAAUUGAAAGAUCCUCGUCACGAUUCUGCUGCUUACACAAAACUCGUUUUCACUGCAACUUUCUUUACGGGCAUCUUCCAGGUUUCCUUUGGACUCUUCAGGUUAGGGUUUCUGGUGGAUUAUUUUUCCCAUGCAGCGAUUGUGGGGUUCUUGGCAGGAGCUGCUGUCAUCAUUGGUUUACAGCAAAUGAAAGGACUACUUGGGAUCAGGAAUUAUACAAACAAAACUGAUAUAAUUUCUGUCACGAAAGUUAUUUGGACAUCGGUGUCUGACCAAUCGAAGUGGAAUCCUUCUAGUUUAAUUCUUGGGCUCUCAUUUCUGGCUUUCAUUCUGAUUAUCAGAUUUCUGGGUAAAAGGCACAAGAAACUCUUCUGGCUGUCCACAAUCGCUCCUCUACUCUCAGUUAUUGUAUCGUGUCUUAUUGUAUCAAGAAUUAAUGCUGAUCAUGAAGAUAAAUUUGAGGUCUUGGGGAAAAUCGAAGGAAGUAGCUUGAACCCAAGUUCAUUGUACCAGUUAAACUUUGAUUCUAAGUUCAUUGGGAAUUUGGCCAAGAUUGGGUUUAUUAUUGCCAUAAUUUCACUCACGGAAGCUAUUGCAGUUGGUCGAUCUUUUGCCGCCUUGAGAGGAUACAAUCUUGAUCCCAACAAAGAAAUGGUAUCAUUAGGCCUAAUAAACAUUGUUGGAUCUUUCACUUCAUGCUAUGUUGCCUCAGGUUCAUUUUCACGUACUGCUGUAAACUAUAGUUGUGGCUCGGAAACAAUGGUUUCGAACAUAGUGAUGGCUCUUACAGUGCUGUUUUCGCUGAGACAUUUGAAAACGUGGUUGUCUUCCACUCCAACAGCAGUACUAGCUUCAAUGAUUCUUUCAGCUUUACCAGGAAUUAUUGACGUGAAGAAAGCUAUACACAUUUGGAAGGUUGAUAAGAUUGAUUUCCUGGCUUGUGCUGCAGCCUUCUUCGGGAUCUUGUUUUUUUCUGUGGAAAUUGGUCUUUUAACUGCGGUUAUCAUAUCAUUUGCAAAGAUAAUGCUGAUAUCAAUUCAACCUGGGAUAGCAAUUGUUGGAAGACUUCCGGGCACAGAUGAGUUCUGUGAUGCUGAACAAUAUCCAAUGGCUGUCAAAGUUCCUGGAGUGUUAAUAGUUCGUGUCAAAUCUGGUUGUCUGUGUUUUGCAAAUUCAAAUCUUGUCAAGGAAAAAAUUGUUAGAUGGGUGUUUAAUGACGAAGCUGUGGAAGAUCCCAAAGCACAAAGCACUUUCAAAUACGUUAUUCUUGACAUGUCAAGUCUCAUGAAUAUUGACACAGCGGGGAUUGCUUCUUUGGAGGAGCUGCAUAUUAGUUUGGCUUCACAUGGGCUUCUGUUGGCCAUCGCCAACCCUAGGUGGCAAGUAAUUCACAAGCUGAGAAUAGCUGAGUUUGUCAACAAAAUUGGAGAAAAAGUUUUUCUGUCUGUAGGAGAAGCGGUUGAGGCAUGUCUUACAGCCAAAAUGGCAGUCAUGUAA
Messenger RNA from Neltuma alba, 1974 nucleotides. RefSeq names its product early nodulin-70-like. Bases 1 to 1974 code for a protein of 657 amino acids. Gene Ontology annotation, cellular component: membrane. The record is from RefSeq and is a predicted model, not a curated record. The transcript is spliced from 12 exons. Gene Ontology annotation, biological process: transmembrane transport. NCBI's taxonomy places the organism in Eukaryota, Viridiplantae, Streptophyta, Magnoliopsida, Fabales, Fabaceae.